Messenger RNA from Phycomyces blakesleeanus NRRL 1555(-), 660 nucleotides. RefSeq lists its product as hypothetical. The transcript has 3 exons. The record is from RefSeq and is a predicted model, not a curated record. Lineage: Eukaryota; Fungi; Mucoromycota; Mucoromycetes; Mucorales; Phycomycetaceae. Bases 1 to 660 code for a protein of 219 amino acids.
AUGCUGGUCGAAAAUUCAAAAGCUGAAUCGUCCAGACCCACAAAUUUGUCUACUUCUGUUGGUUCAAAUGCCAUUGUUGCUUCUCAGAGUACCUCAUCAAGCAAUGUGUCCGAGUUUGGGCUUGCACUUAAAGCUUUGCCAAAGAAAGUACAUGCUGGCACCACAGCAAUUUACAGAAUGCCCUUUGAGCAUUGGAAGGACUUUUGUGAAGAAAAAAAACGACAUAGGUAUCCUGUUCAUUCUCAGUACCCAUAUACUGUUGAGCCUACUAAUUUUGUUAUUGCCUUCUUCAAAGAAUUUGCUCUCAAGCAAGCGUAUACGAAAAGUGUUUCAGUAGACCGAUUCGCAGAGAAUGCUGCUUCUAACAAGAACGGUAGUAAAAAGGUCAUUGAAGUCCCUUUGGGUAUUGAAGCUGUCAGCCAAUACAAGAAAUUCUUGAUGUUCUUGCAUGAAUUUCGGUCCGAGCGUCGAGAAGGUGGAUGGCCAUCUCCCAAGAAAACUAAAGAAGUGAUUGAAUUGAUAAAGAAGUAUGAGCAUAAUCUUGUUUACGACCAAGUGCAAACAAACGUGGAUAGGGCAGCCCAUUGCGUGAUUCAGGAUUCUUAUAAGUCUGGCGAACUUAUUAGAGUUCUGAAGAGCCUUUGGACUCCUGAAAGCUAA